AAAAAGUGAAUAUAUACCCGUUACCCGCUUACAAAUAUCAUUCCGGGAUUCCCCUGUUUUGACAUUUGACUUCCUCUUCUCAUUUUAGGUCAGCAUCCUUUUCCCCUUCAAUCCUCUUAUCUUUAAUUCUACAAUUUUAUGUUAAUUGAAACAACAUGGGGGGUGGAAAAGAUAAACAUCAUGAUGAAUCCGACAAAGGGCUGUUCUCAAAUCUCGCUCAUGGUAUGGCUGGUGCUUAUGGGGGGCAUCAUGCUCCAGGGGGUUACCCUCCACAUCAGGGCUACCCUCCACAACAGGGCUACCCUCCUGCAGGCGGUUAUCCUCCCUCUGGCUACCCUCCUGCAGGCGGGUAUCCUCCCUCUGGCUAUCCCCCUGCUGGUGGAUAUCCUCCAUCUGGUUAUCCUCCUGCCGGUGGGUAUCCACCAGGUGGCUAUCCUGGUGCUCACGGCUCACAUCACGCAGGUGGCUCAGGUAUGGGAGGCAUGGGAGCAAUGCUGGCUGGAGGAGCCGCAGCUGCUGCUGCAGCUUAUGGAGCUCAUCAUCUGGCACAUGGUUCCCAUGGCCAUCACGGUGGUGGCAUUGGUCAUAUGGCUGGUGGAUUCGCUCAUGGUGGAAAGUUUAAGCAUGGGAAGCAUGGAAAGUUCAAGCAUGGUAAGUUUGGCAAGCAUGGGAUGUUUGGUGGUAAAAAAGGUCAUUUUGGGGGCGGAAAGUUCAAGAAGUGGAAGUAAUUUGCCUGUCUUCUGAGCUUCUGUACACAUAGCUAAUAACUUUGAUGGCUAAUUGGUACUGCUUAGCUUGAUGAUUAAGUCGUGAUUUCAUUAUCUAUCGUACUUAAGGAUUAUGUUUGGAUGUAGUUAUAAAUUUCUUGUCUUGUAUUGUUCUCUCGUUCGUGCCAGAACCAGUUGUUGUGUCCUCUUCUCCAUAACGCUAUAGAUAUGUUUUAUAUAUAUACAUAAUUAAACA
Molecule: messenger RNA, 963 nt
Organism: Amaranthus tricolor (Joseph's coat)
Lineage: Eukaryota; Viridiplantae; Streptophyta; Magnoliopsida; Caryophyllales; Amaranthaceae
Product: glycine-rich protein A3
Exons: 3
Coding region: 156-728 (190 amino acids)
Source: RefSeq, a predicted model, not a curated record